GUGGACGGUCCCAUAAUUUCCUCCUUCGGUCGGGGAUUCGUCUUUUUGGUCGGUUUGGACAAAUGGAAAUCAACCGAAGAUACCAAAACCAUGGUCAAGAAGAUACUAUCUAUCAAAUUGUUCGACUCGGAAGAAGGAGGGAUGUGGAAACGUGAUGUAAGAGAUAUACAGGGGGAUAUACUCUGCGUCUCACAAUUCACUUUAUUCGCAAAUUUCAAAGGUUCAAAACCUGAUUUCCACGAAUCUAUGUCCACAAUACCGGGUAAAUCUGCCUACACAUCUUUCUUAGAGCAUUUACGCAACUCGUACGAUACUGAAAAAGUACAAGAUGGUAAGUUUGGAGCUAUGAUGCAGGUUUCUUUGGUUAACGAUGGACCGGUGACUAUCAAUUUGGAUACCAGAUCUAAAAAGUCUUCUCCUACGAUCCCACAAUCAUCCACGGCUGUCCCCAAGUCUGCAUCAUCUCCA
This is a messenger RNA of Tremella mesenterica DSM 1558, 468 nucleotides long. RefSeq lists its product as uncharacterized. Gene Ontology annotation, cellular component: cytoplasm. The record is from RefSeq and is a predicted model, not a curated record. The annotation marks the transcript as partial. Gene Ontology annotation, molecular function: D-tyrosyl-tRNA(Tyr) deacylase activity. Gene Ontology annotation, biological process: tRNA metabolic process. NCBI's taxonomy places the organism in Eukaryota, Fungi, Basidiomycota, Tremellomycetes, Tremellales, Tremellaceae. The transcript has 5 exons.